Molecule: messenger RNA, 2307 nt
Organism: Tarenaya hassleriana
Lineage: Eukaryota; Viridiplantae; Streptophyta; Magnoliopsida; Brassicales; Cleomaceae
Product: cyclic nucleotide-gated ion channel 4
Exons: 9
Source: RefSeq, a predicted model, not a curated record
UUUUUUUCUAGCAGAUUAUCAUUCCCGACGAUCUCCAUUGUUUUCCUCCCCGUCUCUCUCUCUAGAGCUUCCAUGGCGAGAGAGCAAGAACCUUCACGCGCCACACACGCCGAAUAUUACACAGACGAAGAGAGCAGCGAAGAGAGCAACACGGAAGACGAGGAGGAGGAGGAGGAGGAGGAGGAGGAGGAGGAGGAAGAAGAAGAGGCGCCGUACAACGAGGAGGCGGAAAUGACGAGGUCAUCGUCGUUGUCGUCACGCGUCGGCCGGAGGAGCGUGAAGCUGACGCACCAGAAGAGGAGAUUCCGGUCGGAUAACUGGAAUCUGGGUCGGGUACUGGACCCGAGAUCGAAAUGGGUUCAGGAAUGGAACAAAAUAUUCCUCCUGGUGUGUGCCACGGGACUCUUCGUGGACCCACUGUUCUUCUACACCCUAUCAGUGAGCGACACGUGUAUGUGCCUGCUCAUCGACGGGUGGCUCGCGAUCACCGUCACGGCCAUCCGGUCCAUGACCGACCUCUUGCACCUUUGGAACAUGUGGCUCCUCCUCAAGAUGGCCAAGCGCCGGUGGCCCCACGGCGGCUUCUCCACCGCAGGCGACGAUGUCGGGACACGUGGCGAGAUGUCGAGACGUGUGGCUCUUGGGUACGUUAAGUCGAAGAAAGGGCUCUUCUUCGAUCUCUUCGUCAUCUUACCACUUCCUCAGGUGGUGUUGUGGGUGGUGGUACCUUCUCUUUUAGAGAGAGGGUCCGCAACAACGGCGAUGACGGUGUUGCUCAUAACAUUCCUGGGCAUUUACAAAUUGAUUUAACAUCCCCAAUCUGAUUUAAAAUCGAUUCAAAAUGAGACGCAUAUGACUCUUACCUCCGGCUACAUCUUCGGCACCAUCUGGUGGGGCAUCGCCCUCAACAUGCUCGCUUAUUUCGUCGCCUCCCACGCGGCAGGAGCGUGCUGGUACUUGUUGGGGCUACAGAGGAUAGAGAAAUGUCUGAAGGAGCAGUGCAGAGGAACGAUGGGGUGCGACAUAAGGAUGCUGUCAUGUAAAGAGGCGGUGUACUACGGGACAUCGUCGUCAAUGGUGAGGGACAGGAUGAGAUUGGAAUGGGCGGAGAACAAACAAGCGAGGUCUACUUGCUUGGACGUCAACACCAGCUACACUUUCGGCGUUUUCCAAUGGACCCUUCAGCUCGUCGCUAACGAGAGCCGCUUGGAGAAAAUCCUCUUCCCCAUCUUUUGGGGUCUCAUGACUCUCAGCACGUUUGGGAAUUUAAACAGUACAACAGAGUGGACCGAGGUUGUCUUCAACAUCAUUAUCCUGACAAGUGGGCUCUUGCUGGUGACAAUGUUGAUCGGUAACAUCAAGGUGUUUUUGCAUGCAACAACGUCCAAGAAGCAAGCAAUGCAGCUGAAGAUGAGGAACAUAGAAUGGUGGAUGAAGAAGAGACAACUACCCCAAGGGUUCAGACAACGGGUCCGUAACUACGAGCGUCAGAGAUGGGCCGCCAUGCGAGGCGUCGACGAGUACGAGAUGGUCCGCGACCUUCCCGAAGGCCUUCGUCGGGACAUUAAGUACCAUCUUUGCCUGGACUUAGUCCGACAGGUGCCGUUGUUUCAACACAUGGAUGAUCUGGUGCUGGAAAACAUAUGUGAUCGUGUCAAGUCACUCAUCUUCACCAAGGGAGAAAUAAUCCAAAAGGAGGGCGAUCCGGUGCAAAGAAUGCUGUUCGUAGUGAGGGGACACCUACAAAGCAGCCAAGUACUGAGAGACGGCGUCAAGAGCUGUUGCAUGUUAGGUCCGGGGAAUUUCAGCGGCGACGAGCUCUUGUCUUGGUGCCUGCGGCGUCCUUUCGUGGAGAGGCUGCCGCCCUCGUCCUCUACGCUCGUCACCCUCGAAACCACCGAAGCUUUCGGCCUAGAAGCCAGUGAUGUCAAGUACGUUACGCAACAUUUCAGGUACACUUUUGUCAACGAAAAGGUUAAACGGAGCGCUCGCUAUUACUCCCCGGGAUGGCGUACGUGGGCCGCCGUCGCUAUCCAAUUGGCGUGGCGAAGGUACAAGCAUAGGUUAACAUUGACGUCCUUGUCGUUCAUAAGGCCUCGGAGACCGUUGUCGAGAUGUUCGUCACUGGGGGAGGAUAGACUUAGGCUGUAUACCGCUAUGUUAACCUCUCCCAAACCCAACCCCGACCAUUUCGAUUAUUGAAUUGUAAUCCUUUACCGCUGUCCCAAUUUCAAUUUUUAACAUACUAUGUUAUGGACAUUCAUAUAUGCUCAUAUAUAUAUAAAUUCGAUCCAUUGCGUGAUUUUA